Penicillium canariense is the source of this 1257-nucleotide messenger RNA. RefSeq lists its product as uncharacterized. The coding region runs from base 1 to 1257 and encodes 418 amino acids. The transcript has a single exon. Lineage: Eukaryota; Fungi; Ascomycota; Eurotiomycetes; Eurotiales; Aspergillaceae. The record is from RefSeq and is a predicted model, not a curated record. Gene Ontology annotation, molecular function: protein binding.
AUGGAGCAGCACACCGUCCGCCGUCGGGGCCUCGGUCUCCGUGGUGUCGAUGAGCAACAAGUAUCCCCCGGCUACGUCCUCUACUCACCUCUCACAUCGAACACCGCACACCUCGUUUCAACUUCCGGCAAAGAAGUCCACCGAUGGACUCUACCUCAUCGUGCUGGACGCCAUUCCCGUAUUCUACCUGAUGGAUCUCUUGCCUACAAUGGCGUUCACCCGGACGCUCCCAAGCUGUUUCCCAUGUGGGCCAAGUACCGCGGCGGCGUCAUGAUGCAGCUUGACCCAUCCGGUGAGAUCUUACGACAGUAUUCCGACCCCUACGCACACCAUGACCAAAAUCACCUGGACAAUGGAACCCUCCUCUAUACCGUUCUUGAACCUCUCUCAGCCGACGAAGCCUCCCGCGUGCGCGGCGGCAUCCCCGGCAGCGAAGCACCCGGCGGUGUGGUCUACGGCGAUUGCAUCAAGCUAGUAGACCCCUGGUCCGGCUCAAACAGCUCCUCGUCAGCCGACUUCGACGGCAGCGGGGGCACAUGCGGUGCCAAGCUGCUCUGGUCCUGGCGCGCAAUCGACCAUUUAGACCAGGACGUCUUCGCGGCGCACCCGCACUAUCCACGCGAACACUGGCCUCUCAUAAACAGCGUCAGCUUUGACUCGGACGGGAACAUCAUCGCUUCGACGCGCAAUGCAUCCGCAGUAUUUAUCAUCAGCCGCGAGAGCGGCGAGGUCCUGUGGCAGCUGACCGCGCCGACGGUGUGCCAACAGCACUGCGCGCAUCAAAUAAACGCCGCGGGUGACAUCCUCAUUCUCGACAACGGCGUCUUCAGACUCGGUAUCUCGGUCCCGUUUUCGCGGGCUAUCAUCGUCUCUCGCGAUAAGCAGAUCAAAUGGGAAUACAAAGAUACGACGACUGGUGGCCUGGGCUUCUUCACGCCGUUCAUGGGAUCCGCGCAGAAACUGCAGGAUGGGAACGUGCUGAUCUGCGAGGCGGCUACCGGGAGAAUAAUUGAGGUGACGGAGGGUGGCGAGGUGGUGUGGGAGUUUGUCGUUCCGCAGCUGCAAGAUUAUAAGGGGGUUAUGCGUACAGAUGAGCUGGAGGAGAUGGAGAGGAUUGGGUUUUCGAAUCAGAGCAAUGCUAUCUUCAGGGCUUAUAAGUAUCGGCUGGAGGAGGUGCCCUGGCUGAAAGAAGCUUUGAAUCGGUUGAGAAAUGUGGUGGCUACGCGCUAUGUCCAUGUGGAUCUCAAGGUGAAAUAA